This is a messenger RNA of Nycticebus coucang (slow loris), 3196 nucleotides long. It is a transcript of the gene APOL6, whose product is annotated as apolipoprotein L6. Gene Ontology annotation, cellular component: membrane; extracellular region. The record is from RefSeq and is a predicted model, not a curated record. Gene Ontology annotation, biological process: lipid transport; lipoprotein metabolic process. Gene Ontology annotation, molecular function: lipid binding. NCBI's taxonomy places the organism in Eukaryota, Metazoa, Chordata, Mammalia, Primates, Lorisidae. Bases 164 to 1174 code for a protein of 336 amino acids. The transcript is spliced from 5 exons.
CCACUCUUAACUCUAAGAAAGCCUGGGGCCUCUCCCCACUCUUCCAUCUGCCCUUCUGCAGCCCUGACGCUCACAGACGCCUGCCAGACGCCUGCUCUCAGAGAGGAGAGGACAGAGGCACGGGACCUGAGGCAACUCAUAAUAUCACUCAACUCGUGAGGACAUGGAUUUAGUGCUACAGGAGCCGGUGGACAAUGAAACAGGGAAGGAAAGCAAGGCUGGCAUUGGUUUGCAAAGAGACGUGGACGAUGCUCCUCCAAGUGAAGAUGAGGAACCGGAAGAGGAAGAACUGUCAGCUGAAGAAAGAAUAUUUUUGAGAGAGUCUCCCAGAUGGAAGCAAGAUCUAGAAGUGAACAUCAGAAAGUUACAUGCCCUUGCAGAGGAUGUUGAUGCAACUCACAAAACAUUCACCAAGACCAGCCUGGUGGCCAACUCCAUUGCUGUUGUCUCUGGAGUCAUGAGCAUCCUAGGUUUGGCCCUCGCUCCAGCAACAGGAGGAGGAAGCCUUCUGCUCUCCAGUGCUAGCCAAGGUUUGGGGGCAGCAGCUGGUGUCACCAGCAUCUUGACCAGCAUGCUGGAACGCUCUCACAAUAAAAAAGCCCAGGAUCGGGCCACCAACCUAGGGGUCAUCCUUGACACUGAGGCCGGAGAGGCUGGGGCAGACAAAGCAUACUAUGUUGUGGAAGCUGGCAAGAUCACCUAUAAUUGUGGGAACACCAUCAGGAAUAUCAAGAAGAAUCUGCAUGUCCUUCAGAAAGCCAGAGCCAAUCCCCGCUUAGCCAACGCUGCCAAGCGCCUCAUGACCACAGGCCAAGUCUCAGCCCGAAGGAGCCGGCAGGUGCAAAAGGCCUUUGGGGGCACAACACUGGCAAUGACGAAAAAUGCUCGCAUGCUGGGAGGUGCGAUGGGUGCCUUGAGCCUUGGUCUGGACUUGGCUGCUGUCUCAAAGGACUGGAAGGAACUGAAGGAGGGAGCAAGGAUGGAGUUGGCAGAAGAGCUGAGGGCCCAGGCUCGGAAGCUGGAAACGAAGUUGACAGAACUCACUCAGCAAUACGAGAGCCUGCAGCAGAGGGAAUUCAUGCAAGAAGAAAGGCCUCUGAGCUCAUCUUUGGAGGGAGCCAUGGGGACUCUGCCUCAGCCCCCAGCCAGACAUGGGGAAGCAGGAUCUCAGUAAUUGCUGACUCAGACCUUGGACCUGCGCAACUCACUCCGGUGGGAAGGAGGGAGGCCCACCUUCUGCGUCCCCCCAGCCUCACUCCCUUCAGGACUUCAGAACCUGGAGUUUUCCUGUCGCCCAGCUCACCCAUCUCAAGAAUAUUUUUUUCUUUUCUACACAUUAGCGGCUAAAGUAGUGCAUAGAUAUUAAAUAGAUUUUUUUUAAUGCAGGAAAGUAGAAAAUAAGAACAAAUAAGGCACCUCCCAAGGGUGACAAUGUUAAGGUGGUCUUCAUGCCAUCUGUAUAUGAUAUUGAAAUGUUAAAAGAGCAAGCUUGACUGCAUUUUGCUGUCUACUCCUUCUCUGUUCCAUUUUAUUACCCUCAAAACUGGUUCCUCUUGUUUAUUUACUGACCACACUUGUGAUUACAGCCCUCCUGAUUAUAGCUUUUUAUGAUCAUGCCCUUUAUGAUGACCCUUACCAGUAAGUUCCCCUCCCUGCGUUCCCCCAGGACAUUGUGGUUCGUACCUAUGUUGUAAGAAAAAUCACUAAUUGCUCUCAUUGUGUAAAAUGAUUAACUGCCCUAUCCUGAGAUUCCCCCUACCCCUUUAACUGCUAUUUGCUCUUCUGUAAUAAUGCUAGCUUGCCCCCACCCCAAAAAGUUUUUGCCCUAAAACGUUUUUAAACUGAAAAGUUAAACUUUUUAUUUUUUUUUAAGUAACGUUAUUUUUUUUUAUUUUUGCAGGGUUUUUUUUGGCCAGGGCUGGGUUUGAACCUGCCACCUCCGGCAUAUAGGGCCUGCGCCCUACUCCUUUGAGCCACAGGUGCCACCCCAAAAGUUAAACUUUUUAAAACUUUUUAAAAACCCAGAGCCACAGACAAUUCGGGGCUGCUCUCAGAAACCCCAUGUGGGGAGACUGAGGCAGUCGCCGGCCUGCUCUUCAAUAAAGGACUCCACCCUGCAAAUUCGGCUUGUCUGGCUGUGUGGUCUCUGGGGGACUCCUGAGCAUAACAACGACUGUUUGCAUUUGGUUACAGAAUUUCCUUCCUGUGACUUUCUUGCUUUGGGGGUGGAAGUGCUGGCUUUAUGUCAUUGCACGUUUGUCAUUAGACUCCUUAGAUGUCAGUCUGGGAUCUUCCCUCACGGCUGCAAUAUGUAUGUCUCCGCCACCCACUGAGUUUUCCUUCUUUCUCAUUUCCAGUUUCCUGGUUUGUCUAUGAGCUGUAACUUUAUGCCUUGCUGUUUUCACUUAGCAGUACUUUCUACCAUUCAAGUCUGUCCCCGGGUUUUCAUUGGUAUUGCUUUCUUAUAUUACCUAAUAUUCUCUUGGUCACCGCUCCUUAAUGUUCAAAACCAACUCAAACUAGCUAAUAUAACAAAAAGAGUUUAUUGGUGCAGGAUACUAGCUUAGGAUACAGCGUGCUGCUGGGGUGUGCAGGUCCAGAGGAUAAAGAUGUCAUCUGGUGUCUUUUCGCCAUCCAGACAGGCUUCUGCGUCCCAGGUGGGGCGGGAGAAGGCACCGCCAGAUGCACCCUCAGCCCGGAAGAGAAAGGGGCGGGGCAGAAGUCCAGGGCCCACUGUGAUUGGUCAGGCCCGCUCACAUGACCUUGCCUCCUUUGGUGGCGGGAACAGCCCGUGGAGAAAGGAGAUGGAAAACAGGAAGGCGACAAGCCCUGCACUUCUGCCUCUGCCCUUCUGUGAACAUUUAGGUGAUUUCACAUUUUUUUAUUAUACAUCGUGGUAAAAUGAACAUAUGUGUGCCAAAAGCUUUUUGCGUGCUUAAGAUCCCUAAGACAAAGGUUAGCAAACUUCAAGGGAGAGGAAGAGGCGUUUUCUCCCUACAUUAUAAUGGUAACACAGAUCGCCAGAAGUUGAGAAAAGAUUUUUUAUUUAUUUUAUAUUUUUGGAGACAGAGUCUCUCUUUGUCGCCCUGGGUAGAGUGCCGUGGCAUCACAGCUCACAGCAACCAUAAAAUCUUGGGUUUAAGCAAUUCUCUUGCUUUAGCCUCCCAAGCAGCUGGGACUACAGGUGCCCGCCACA